AUGAGCCCACCGACUAGCCGCUCGCUCGUGCGUGCGAACCCCGCGUUUUUCAUUCCUCGCACUGCCUUCCUCACGCCCUACACGAUGAGCCGAUCGCGCAGGCCUGCCCUAUCCGCUGCUCAUGCCCUCACCCGAUCAGCACGGCUCACGAGCGCACGGACGCAUGCAAGAGAUGGCGACACGGCAGCGGCGACACUGCAGGAGGAGGGCAGAUAA
This is a messenger RNA of Laetiporus sulphureus 93-53, 216 nucleotides long. RefSeq lists its product as uncharacterized. The transcript is spliced from 2 exons. NCBI's taxonomy places the organism in Eukaryota, Fungi, Basidiomycota, Agaricomycetes, Polyporales, Laetiporaceae. The record is from RefSeq and is a predicted model, not a curated record. The coding region runs from base 1 to 216 and encodes 71 amino acids.